AUUAAAAUAAAAUCAACCAAAAUUUUAAGUAAAAGCAAAAUAAAAUUUUUAAUAUAUUAAUUAUCUUCAUCCAAUUACAUUCUUUAAUUGGUAGGUUUAGGUCUAACAAUUUAACUCGAAUUCAAAUUAAAUUUCAUAUGGAUCUGAUUAAGUAGAGAGGAAUGAAGAAUCUACAACUACAGGAAGUAGAAUAAAGAUUUUUUUUUCCCAAAAGCAUAGCAAUGUCUAAGAGAAAGGGGAUUAUUAUCAUGAUCAUCAUCUCAAUGAAUCCUAUUUGAGAUAGGAUAGGGAGAGGAUGUGAAAAAAGAUAGACUAAUGUCCUCAUCACGAACAGGUCGCAAUCAAAGAAAGGCAUUGCCCCUCAAAUCAACUUGAGUAUCGUCUAACAUAAAAAUGUCCUUACAAAGGAAAAACUUGCAAAAGAAAAUAGAAAAUAGGAAAUAUAAAGUGGAUCAAGUUCACUCAAAACGUUCUCAACACACAUAGCAACAUUUUCAAUCAAUAUACAAACCAACUAAAAAGUAAAUAACCAACAACCAACAAUCAAAAAUUAAUAAUCAUUUACGAACAAUUAUAUAAUUUAAUACAAUUCAACUCAAUCAUUUGCCAAACACUAGUAUAAUACAAUUCAACUCGAUCAUUUUUUUAACCAAUAAAUAAAAUAAAGACAUAAUGUUAUCGCAUCCGUUCUCCAACGAACCAGCGGAGCACACACUGCUCACACUUCACAGGGGGGGCAGGCAGAGAAGACACUGAAGGCUUAGCGAGCUUCCAAUUCCAAUCAUGGCGUCCUUAUCAUCUUCGUACAGCGUCUUUACUUCUCCUUCUCCAGAUUUCAUUCCUCUAUCUUCUCAUAGCUUCCGCCCAUUCCGUCCAUGGCGUCUCCAACACUCAGCUAUUCCCAAACUUCCCGCCAUUUUCACGCCGAAAAGCAGGAAUACAAGAUUUAGGGUAAACGCUGGUUACAGGAAGAUACCGAUGGAAACUCCAGGAGCAUACGAACUGAUUGAUGAGGAAAGUGGAGAGAAAGUGAUUGUUUGGGGUGGAACGGAUGAUGAUGAUGAUGGACCUUCAAUUCCUUCGAGGAAGGUACUUUCCUGGAAUCCAAAUAUGGAUCAGAAUGAUUCGUCCAGUGUCAAGAAAAAUCUAAGAGGUAAUGCAUCACCUUCCAUUGAUCAUGAUGAUGUUGUUUUGCCUCCGAGCACUCUGAGAUUGUCUAAGAGCUUUGGGAGAUUGAAAGCUGUCAAGAUCAGAAGCGUUGUAAGAAAGGCUUCAAAGGAAAAGAAGAAAGCCAAUGAAGACAUGUAUGAGGAACCAGAUAUAGAUGACCUAGAUGAUGAUGAUGAUGAUGAUGAUGGUGAGGUUGCUUCUUUGGAUCCCAGGGAUGUUUUUAUCAAGAAAAGAAAUAAUACUUCUGUCAAAAGUGGCAUUGAGCAGCUCAUGGACAGUCAAUUGUCAACGAAACCUUUUGAGUCUGAUGGAAACUUGACUCGUGUUAGCUCUAAAGUGUCUUCUACUCGUUCUGAAGGAUGGAACAAUAGAGAAAUGGGACGUAGUUCUAGGGUUGAAUCAAGAGAUUUAAAACCUACUCGGAAAUAUAAUGCUGGGAGUGAAUUUUUCAGUCGAAAAUCUUUUAGGGAAUUGGGCUGUUCUGAUGACAUGGUUGUGACUUUGAGAGCUCUCAAUUUUGUCAGCCCUUCUCACAUUCAGGCAAUGGCGUAUAGACCUGUUAUUGAAGGGAAAAGCUGCAUUAUAGCUGAUCAAAGUGGAUCAGGGAAAACAUUGGCAUACUUGGCUCCAGUUAUUCAACGUAUUAGGCAAGAAGAGACUGAAGGACUAAGUAAGUCGGAAUCACAAAGUCCCCGAGUUGUAAUAUUAGUCCCAACUGCAGAGUUGGCUUCCCAGGUUUUGCGAAAUUGCCGAUCCAUCUCAAAGCAAGGUUUUCCCUUUCGUUCUAUGGUUGCCACAGGAGGUUUUCGGCAGAAAACUCAAUUGGAGAGUCUCAAACAGGAUUUAGAUGUGCUGAUUGCCACACCUGGUCGUUUCAUGUACCUUAUCAAAGAAGGAUUCUUGCAGUUAACAAAUCUUAGAUGUGCUGUGUUGGAUGAAGUUGAUAUACUCUUUAAUGAUGAGGAAUUCGAACAAGCUUUACAGAGUUUUAUUAACUCAUCACCAGUUACUACGCAGUACCUCUUUGUGACUGCCACAUUACCUGUGGAUAUAUACAACAAACUCGUUGAGGUCUUCCCGGAUAGUGAAGUAAUCAUGGGACCUGGAAUGCACCGGACAAGUACUGGCCUUGAAGAGAUUCUUGUAGAUUGUAGUGGGGAUGAUGGGUCAGAAAAAUCCCCUGAAACUGCAUUUUCCAAUAAGAAAUCUGCUCUUUUGAGGCUUGCAGAAGAGAGUCGUGUUUCUAGAACUAUUGUGUUCUGCAACAAGAUCGAGACAUGUCGAAAAGUUGAGAAUGCCUUGAGGCGUCUAGAUAGAAAAGAAAAUCAAAUACGUGUUCUACCUUUUCACGCGGCAUUGGAACAACAGACGAGGCUCACAAAUAUGAAGGAGUUCCUUGAAUCAAAUACAAAAUCCCAUUCUCUGUUUCUAAUCUGCACCGACAGAGCAUCUCGAGGAAUUGAUUUUCCCAGUGUGGAACAUGUUGUGCUUUUCGACUUCCCUCGUGAUCCAAGUGAAUAUGUACGCCGUGUUGGUAGAACAGCGAGAGGUGCUGGAGGUAUAGGCAAGGCUUUCGUGUUUGUCGUCGGUAAGCAAGUUUCUUUGGCAAGGAGAAUCAUUGAUAGAAACCAGAAGGGACAUCCUUUACAUGAAGUGCCUUCUGCUUAUGAAUUGGUACAGUAAUUAUUGUAGGCUGAGAAAGAUCUGUUGCUAUGUUUAUAGAUGUAGAUGGUGUUAGUUAGGAAACUUUUGUACCUUUAUCUAACUCAAAUUUUGUGCUGUAAAUUAGUUUUUAGUUGUUUAUAGGAAACUUUUGUGUUGUGAAAUGGUUCUGAGAGCUCGGUUUUGCGCUUUGAAUCACUUGGUUGUAUGAGAUGCGAGUUUCAUCCAUAA
Amaranthus tricolor (Joseph's coat) is the source of this 3063-nucleotide messenger RNA. RefSeq names its product DEAD-box ATP-dependent RNA helicase 50. The record is from RefSeq and is a predicted model, not a curated record. Gene Ontology annotation, molecular function: RNA helicase activity; ATP binding; nucleic acid binding. The transcript is spliced from 9 exons. Bases 784 to 2853 code for a protein of 689 amino acids. NCBI's taxonomy places the organism in Eukaryota, Viridiplantae, Streptophyta, Magnoliopsida, Caryophyllales, Amaranthaceae.